Molecule: messenger RNA, 6690 nt
Organism: Nematostella vectensis (starlet sea anemone)
Lineage: Eukaryota; Metazoa; Cnidaria; Anthozoa; Actiniaria; Edwardsiidae
Product: melanopsin-B
Exons: 2
Coding region: 3444-5777 (777 amino acids)
Biological process (GO): G protein-coupled receptor signaling pathway
Cellular component (GO): membrane
Molecular function (GO): G protein-coupled receptor activity
Source: RefSeq, a predicted model, not a curated record
AUGUAAAAUGUAAAAAUUGCAUUUUUCAAGUAUCGCUUUACGCUAUUUUCACUUCCGUUGUUAAAAGAAAGAAACGUGGGGGAAAAUACGAACACGAAAAACUUUAAUUACACAUAGAAAAUGAUUUUAGGGCAACAGUUAUUGAUUGCUAAAAAAUAGAAAUAUUCUUGUACAAUAUUUAUGAUAUUUGCAUCCGUUCUUUUAUCACAAGAUAUACAUAGCCAUGCCUUAUAUUUUUAUUUUACACCAUUUUGCCAUAGGGAUCAAAACAAAGAAGAAAGCCUAAUGUCUUCCUUUAUACACAAAUCUUUUAUUGCCAUAGAAAAAAAUACACGUUCCUUUAUAAGAAUCAAGCUUUCGUUUAAAAGCUUUUAAAAAAAAGUCGAAAGGAAAAUUUCCGAAUUCUACCGAGGAAGUGCUGUUUAUGAAACAUUUUAAUUUGUAAAUACAAUUUUUAAUUUAAUGUGUUGUGUGGGAGGCAUGCCUUAAUAGUAAAUUUAUCCAUAUGAAGGUCCAUGAUUGACAGGCUGUAUUCCAAAGGGGUAUUUUUUUUUUAAUUGAAAUUAGCAUGCGAGAGAGUUGGCUACUAGUCUAGUCGUUUAUAAUGUUUGAUAAGACGUGUUUUCUUCCCCGACAUAGGUUGAUAGGUGACUCUCAUUUACGCUUUUUGUGUACUCAGGGGGCGUACACUAAAAGCAACCGCUUUAUCAAAUACAAAGAAAACUACCGACUUUACUGCUAAUGCAGACAAAAUGCUAAAUAGCCGAGGUUGCCUGUGCUAUUACGUUCGAUGUCAGAUGUUCCUCUAAUUGCUUCCUUUAUUCCUAUAAAUGUCUUUUCUGGGAUUAUUAGUUGCCUUUUAGUAUCAAGAAAAGUGCGAUGACAAUAGGGUGGUGGUUUGAGUUUAGCAUUUCGUUAAAAAUGCGCGAAUCUUAAUAUUAAUAAAAUCUUGAUAAUUAAAAAGCAUACAAUUUUUUAUCUAAAGAAACCAGAAUAAUCUGGACAAAAUGGCGAACAAUGUUUCUUUUCUUUCUGGAAGUAGACUUUAAAAUGUAUAUUUGUAGCGACAGGUUUGUGAUAUUUUCAUAUUUGAAAAUUUGAUAUUUUCUUGUUAUUCACCAUCAUCUCGUGAUAGUUUAUUUUUUGCUUUUUUUAUCGUAAACCACAAGAAAUUUGUGAAAGGAAACAAGCGAGCGCUUUCAAUUACCGGGGAGACUAAAGUCUUAAAAUCAUGCAUUUCAAGAAGUUUUUCGCCAAAAUAUUUGACAAAACAUCUAAUUUUUUAUACCCUCAAGGAAGAGGUCGGGAUGUAAGUUUCUUUUUUUUUUUUUCAUAAGUUUUGCUAGUGAGUUAUGGGGGACUUGAUUUACUAUAGUUACUGUGACAAAGUUUGUCGUUUGUAGCGUAGUUACUAAUUAUACGUUUGCAAAAAUGUACAAAAAACUGCAGUUGAGAAAAUACGUUUGUUUUGUCACUGACCUACGUAUACCAUAUAUUGGGACGAUGAAUAUAAAAUAAGUCUAUCAUUCUGCUGAAUUGUCAGUAGAGUCAAAAGUGAGACACAUUACACACAAAGUUGUUGUGAGUAAUGCGUUCUGUUUGUCAUGGAAACGACUUGAAGGGGCUUGCCUUCCCAGAAUGCAUUUCCUUUUUGUUUCCAUCAUUACAAUGCAUUUCCUUUUUGUUUCGAUCAUUACGAAGCCUAAGCCAUAUGCGGAACAUUUUUGCGACUUUUCAAAACUCUUCUAUUAAGUUUUGAGCCUUCCAGCCGUUCAGAACAAAUGUUUAGAUUUUUACUAGUGACUUCAAAGUCCUUGUCUCCCAUGAUGCUCUGCAAGACGCCUGUUCAUGUUUCACCUAGGAUGCUUGCGGCUUUUUGCAGUGGUUUGGGGUCGCCGUUGUUCUGGCACGCCACUAUCUCAAGCGUCACUGAUAAUUAACCUAAACAUGUUACUGACUGUUGAGAGGAAGACAUUUAUAGAAACACAGCAUCGACCAAUGUGACUUAAGCAUUUGGCGUGUGCUUUUUUCGUAGGUUAUGAUAUAGUCGUAUUUUUAGUUUCAUUGCUUUUCUUUUUGGACCCCCAUUAAGAUGAUAACCUGUAGUAGCGACUCAUUUAGCACGGUUCCUAGGAUGGCCAUUCUAUUUGUUUUACAGUGAAAAGCAGGUGCUUGCUCACAAAUGAUAUGGCUUUUGAUUAUUCUAACAGACGCUACCCCACGUAAUUUACGAUCUAUUUUAAAGUAACCAGGGCCCAUAGCGUUAUAAAAACUAACGCGAGUUAUUUGUUUUUUUUUUAUGAACAUUUGAUAUUGAUAGUAAAAAUUGUUAGCUGUCGAAACCAAAGAAACAAUUAAUAAAGCUUAAAAUUCUUAACUUACCGUGAGUGAUUGUUCAUUCACUUCAAGCAGCGUCCAUUUCAUAGCGAACUCCGAAUUCGAUUAGAAAAAUUCUUGAAUCAUUAUUUUUCAUUUUAAUUAAUAGUGAAAAGAUAUUGAUCAAGAAAGCAUUUGGCGAAAUUCCAUAACGGGAGUUUUUUUUUUUUUUUUUUGGAAAGAUGAACGAAGGAGAAGGAGGUAGAGAAGCUUCUACAAAACAUUCAGCCGAACCAUGAAUAACGUAACUUCCAUAAGAUUAACACCGUUUUAUUUCCUUCCCAGCAGGUGCUCUGUGACUUUAGACGUUUUCAAACAAAAGAAAUUGCAUUUUUUUCUAAAUUUCUAGAGAAAACAUACGGGUUGUGGCUUUGAAGACCUGUGUUUAUUUAAGUUUGUUGACAUUUGAGUUUUCCUUGUUUGAACACCUAGCUUCUGUCUAUAUACUUGUCAAACGGUUUCGCCAGUAACCCAUGUGUUAAACAAAUUGAAGAAUUCGCUAUGGAAAAAAAUGUGAAAAAUUGGGAUAAUUUAUUCAUCGGGUUCUAUGUAAAUUACCAAUAAUCACGUCUCAUCAGAUUCAACCCUACUUUGCAGCACAAUUCUUCGUUAUCCCUCAAACUAAUAAACAAAUUCCCGAUAAUUACAGCGAAUGUUAUAAAACUUUUAUGGGAAAUUUAAAGGAGCGAGCUGUGAGAUGACUUAACAGACUAUACAAGCAAACUCCGGCAUGACAUGAUAUUAGAUCUCAACUAAGUCCGGCAAACUUGAAGGCUUAAAUAAGUAAUGAAGUGGCUUGAACCCUGUAUAACCGCAGAACGGCAAGCAGCCGUUAUACAAGGGCUGCCAUUAGCAUGGAUGUUUUUCAAAGGAGAAGAAGUAGCAACUCGAGCCGGCUCAUCUUAGAUCUCGACAUCUGGAUAAUAUCUUUGAAUCCCCAUAACAGCCAUGAGAUAUCACUCAUGCUCGAGGCGUCCAUCUAUAUAAGAUACUAUUAGGAUUUAACCCUUGCUUCCCCACAUGUGAAGGACGAAUCGUAGUACUUCCAAGGCUGUGGUUUAGACUUUAUGGAUGGAAAUACAACAGGAAAAAAGGAUGUCCUCCCUGGUGAGUUUCCACAGCAGGCCGUUAUCGGUUUGAUGUUUUUCUUUAGCAUAACCGACAUUACAAACAUCAUCGGUAACACGUUGGUUUUAGCUAUAGUGUUUGGGAAUUCCCGCCUACAAACGAACACAAACAUCUUUAUCACGAAUCUUUGCCUCGUGGAUCUGAUUUCCGGCAUUCUCUUGAUGCCCAUGGUUAUGAACGCUUUGGUGACCAAUGAAGCAAUGGCUGGAAGACUCUGUGAAUUUAGUGCGUUUAUCGACGCUAUAUAUUCCACGGGCUCUUCACUCACCAUCGCUACCAUAGCCGUCGAUCGCUAUCAUUCCAUCGUGAACUGCCUUUACUACGAAACAAUCGUCACGCAUAAAAGGACUGUUUUAGCUAUAAUAUGGAUUUGGGUGCAAACGCUUGUUAUCUCGAUCUGCCCCAUUCUAGGCUGGGGGACUUAUUCGUUUGACCCGCAUCAACUCAAGUGCUCUCUGCAGCUUCCGGAUAAGCAUGGAUUUCUUUACUUUUUGACAAGCACGAGUGUUGUCCUUCCGUAUACUAUGCUGGUUUUCUGCUACACUCAGAUCCACUUAGUCGCGAGACGACACGCUAGAAGCAUGGUCGCCAUACAAAUCCAUGAUACUGGAAGACGCAUCAAAUCCAUAUCCUCGCGCAAGACAAAACUUGUGUACCUAGUGGUCGGUCUGUAUAGUGUUUGCUGGUUGCCUUACUACAGUAUACAAGUUUUACAGAGCACCAUGCCCGGCUUGGGUAUUCCCUCAGUCGUGGUAACGCUCGCGACCGCCUUAUCUUUGUUGAACGGUUCAUGUAACCCCUUUUUAUACGCUCUUAUCACGAGUCAUUAUCGCGUGGGUCUGCGUAGGCUUUAUCGGCGCUGGAAAAGACGGGUGGGAAGGACUAACGUCUCCCCCUCUGUUGACCCUUCUAAGAGCUCCUGGUCGUUCUCCAGGCCUAUUUCUAGCUUGUAUCGGUUUCUGCAAGACCAACAGGAUACAGGGAUCACUCUGAAAUGCGUUGCGCCCAUCAACGAGAGUUCAAUCGCUGGGGUGAGCGGACUGCACGAAGGGAGUAAGGUUAGUCUACGAGCGUCUACUCCUGAUAGGUCGGAAAAACAAGUGUUACUAAAACCCACUGGACAAACUCUACAGUUGCCUGAUCAUCAUCGCAACCAUCGCGUCAAAAAAGUCGCAAGCGCGGAGAAGUUAAACUACGCAAAUGGGUGGACGCCAUGCUUGACUGUCCCCGAUCUUCAUACUUUACCGCGAAAAUCAUCUAAAGCAAAGAGGAGGAGCAGAGAUUUGGAUUCAGAGGAGCACGUGACUUGCACAAAGCAUCGCGUCGUGGAUGAGAGGAUAGAUGAGAUGGCGGAGAUGGCGGAGAUCGAAACUGACUCCAAGCCGAAAAUAGGUAGCGAAAAGAAGGUGGGAGUUGCUGAGGCCGGGAAGGCGUGUAGGAUAUUAGUACGGGUUAAGGGAACCAAUGAUUAUGAUGUCCAUAUUACAAUAAUCAAGGGCGCUGGGGGUGUGACGAAGAUUGAGUAUGUGACCAGUCUUGAAGAACAAUCCACAAAAGAGACACGUGAAGGGAUUGAACAUCGCGUAAGAAUUAGCUCGAAGAGGACUAAAGAUUGUGCUGUAUCGGAGGAGAAAUGUUCGGAGGGAAAUAGCGAAAAAAAUGAGCUCGACUGCUUGGCUUGGAAAAAUAAUACGGAUAUGGGUAAUGGUGAGAUAAAAGGAGAUGUGGAAAAUAAGGAACAGAUGAGUUCCGGGACUGGUGAAAAUGAGUAUGAGUCCACGGCUAAAGAGAACCAAGGUGUUAUUAUAAGAGAGUCGCCCGGGAAGCAGAAAGGUGAAUCAAAUCAUCAAAAUUCUGGCGAGAAAAGAAAUAUAAAUAGAGAUUGUGGUAUAGGGGAAUCAAUUAAAUCAAAUGUGGAACGGAUUCCGGAAAAGGUGGAACGUGAAGACCAGAAUACUUGUAUUUUCAAAUACAGUUCCACAAAAGCGAGAUUAAAACGAAUAGGGAAGCAGGCAAGAAAAAUUAGUUGUAGUAGGGAGAGUGUAGCAAACGAGGGAGAGAAAAGGUUAUCAGCAGACAGCAACGAAGAUAUUGAGUGUUUGGUCAAUGAAUGGGCUGAUGAAGACGGUAAUAGCGAAUCGAGUCCUCUGAAAGAUGCUGACAAUACGCGAGACGACGGUACACCCGAUGGGCAGGUUGAGGGAUGUGACAAUGACAUGAAUGAGUUGACGCAAGCGCCUCUUCUUGAACGCUCUAACUCGUCAGACAGCUAACACCGAUAAUACCAGCGCAGGCAGCUGGCGGUGGUGUAUAGGAAAAAGAUGGCAGAUGGCAUAGUAACGUCGAACAAGUCGUUACAUUUUUUAGUCUUUCUAUAUUAUUACAUUCACCGGCGCUACAUUUAUGAUCUUUACAUGAAGAACCCUAAAAAAACAUAAAUGCAGUGCAUUGCGGGUAACAUAGACUGGUCCUAUUCAAGCUACACCUAAAGCCUGGUUCUCACUAGGACGCAAGCACAAACGCAAGCGUGACACAAGUAAGAAUCCGUCAAACAUAAGCGCUAGAAAAUCAAGCACGUCUACGUUCUCUUGCGUUUGCUCUUGUUUUCCAGUGAGAAUAACGUGCGUUACCCUUGCAUCCAAGUGAGAACCAGCCUUUAAAAACAAAGGAUUUCUGAGGAAAUGGAAUAACCUUGAGUCAAAAAAUGUCAUCAGGGUAGUUUGCUUUAGGGCCAACCUGGUAUGCCUUGCGUGACAUUAGGUGUUGACUUGCGUGACACCAAAUGUUGACUUGCGUGAGCUAGGCAACACGGGUAGUUCGAGCUCAGUCCUUCCCAUACAUUUUUGCCUGCCUCGCCCUUUUCUUGUCAGACAAUGGGUACGAGUUAUACACUAACAAAACCAACAUAAUGAGAUCGCGACGCCUAUAUGAAUGCCACUUCUACAUCUAUUAUAAAUAAUGACUAUUUAUUUAUGGCUCUCCUGUAUAUAUCGCUUUCUCGCCGAACACCCACUCAUUAAUGAAGGCGUCAUACUCUUUAAGCGCUAUCAUGAUGGAAUUGGCUUCAGACUAACAUGAUUAUAAGUUGCCUUUAACUAUUCAAAGCGGGGGUGCAACGCUGUUUGAUGUCCACAUCAUGUGAGAUUAAUGAGUUUUUCUGUUCUAAAAUAAAUCAUCUUAAACGCC